This is a messenger RNA of Tetrapisispora phaffii CBS 4417, 3078 nucleotides long. RefSeq lists its product as uncharacterized. The transcript has a single exon. Gene Ontology annotation, molecular function: phosphatidylinositol binding. Lineage: Eukaryota; Fungi; Ascomycota; Saccharomycetes; Saccharomycetales; Saccharomycetaceae. The record is from RefSeq and is a predicted model, not a curated record. Bases 1 to 3078 code for a protein of 1025 amino acids.
AUGGAGGAGAAAAUCAUAACACCUGUGCAAGAACAUUACAUUAAAAAGGAACUUUUGAAGUUGGAAUUAGAAAAUGAAAUUGCACUACUAGAUGAUCCAUUCGCCUUACGGAAGUUUGGCUACCCUUUCUGUUCUACGGAUCCAAUCGAUAACACCGCUAAUAAGAAGAGAUCAUCGGGUAUGUUCUCAUCUACGUUGAUUCCUAAUUCCCCGAAUUAUAAUGGUAUAAAAAGUAAAAGUAAUAUUAGUUUACUUUCUAUCACCAGCGGUGAUAAUGGGGCUAAUAAGUUGGCAAAUGCAGAUGUUACGUCACUAUAUGGCAAUGAUUCAGACCCGAACGCUUUCAAUAUGUUAAAUUACUUUCUAAAAGAAUUUAUAAUUAAAUUUCCGUUAUUAAAUAAUUCUGACGAAGCCCUUAAAACAAAAUUUUGGCAACAGAAAGUGCAGCCCUUCUAUGAAUAUUUUAUGUCAUUGCCAUUCAGUGAUAGUCUAGAUAGAGAAAAAUCUUCAAAGAGAAAAAUGAUGUCUACCGUGAUAAAUAAAUUAGUAUAUUCAUUUUUUGCUUCAAACAUAAUUACCGCUAAUGAAAGCUUAUACUAUACGAAGGAAAAGCAGAAGUAUCUAGAAGAACAGGGCAUAGAGAAAAAAUCUAGAUUGAAGCAUUUAGGCAUAGGUAUGCCUGAUACAAUUCGAUAUCUAGUUACAUCUGAAGAACUUUUCAUAAAUAACUGGAAUAUUAACAUAAUUGGAGUAUUGGAAAACAACUUAAAAGCUUUAGAUAAAAUUCAAAAAGGUCAGAAUAAAUCAAGCAAACUUGGUGGUAGUAAAUUAUCUGCCACUUCCAUUACCUCCAGUUUUGGUAUGUCCUCCACAAAAAAGUGGAUGAAAUCAGCAUUAUCAGUAACCUCUGCAUCAUCAACAGCAUUUAUUUCAAAAAUUACGACAGGAAAUUCUUCGGUAUCACCCCUCUCAUUGAUGUCAAAGCCCACUCAUUACUUUAUCUUAGAAGUUUACAAUAAAAACGAGCAUGAGGUAACUCACAAAUAUUUACAAAAGAGUUAUUACGAUUUUAUUGAAUUCUCAAAUAUUCUCAAAAAAGAGUUUCCUGCAAAAAAAUUACCAAAACUUCCUCAUAAACAGAAGGCUACCGAUACGUCUACAACUUCUCAUGAAGGUAUUCAAACUUCAACCUCACACGUAAGAUUAGCAGAUGCUCUUCAUACAGGUGAGCAGAAACCAUCUAUAAUAGUAAAUGAUUCUGAGAUUUCAUUGGACAAACUAAAUAUGGGGAUCGAUUCAGCAAUAAAUGAUGCACACUCUGAGGAUAUAAAUUUUGAAUUUGUUGAUGAUAAAGAUAACAAUAAAAAUAAUUCUAAUUUAUCUCGUGAUAUUACAAGAACUUCCUUCAGACAAUAUUUGAGGAAAUUAACAGAAGAUGAAGAGAUUGCUUAUAGUGUUUCGUUGAACACAUUUUUAAAUAGCAAUAAUGUACAAUUAGAUUCAUUACCAUCGGAGAUACAAGAGGAUAUAAAUUCGCGUAAAUUAGUCGAUGCUUCAAAUUUACAAGAUGAAGUUUCUAAUCAAGAGGAAAUGGAAGAAACAAUGCAUAUUUUAAGUCAAUCAAUGUCUGGAUUUAGGUCAAAAUUAGAGAAAGAUGACGAUUACAUAAAAAAUAUUAUUAAUGAAUUUAAAAUGCAGAAUGAGAUUAGUUUGAUGUCUGAUGAUGUUCAACAUUUCUCUGAAUGGCUAAAGUUAACUGCCUCCUCUGUGAUUUAUCAUUUGUUUUUAAGCAAGAGAGGCAGUCGUGGUCUUUUCAAUCAAGUAAGGAUGUUGCAUAACCUAAUACCUUACAACAUGAUGAGUCAAAUCAUGAAAGUUACCAAUCCCAUGUCUAUUAUGAAAGGUAUGACAGAUUUAUUUUUAAGCCAGCCAUUUGGGGGUUAUUCUUUAUUUCAAACUAUGUUUAUAACUAUUAUAACUGAAGAUAUUAGAGUUCAGACUAAAGUUAUUAAAAAACUAGAGAAAAAGAUAAUUGAAGAAUCUAAUGGAUCACAAACGAUAAUCGAUCAUAUUAAGCUAUUUGUAGAAAAGAAUCAAAUAUCGAAUGAACUGUCAUUAGAUGAAAUAAGAGCCGAAUCUCAAAAGAUGGGUAUGCCGAUGGUAUUAAUAGUAUUAAUGAAGUACUCUCAGCUUCGAAAAGUAUCCCAGAAAGAUGUCGAUAGUGUUAUAGAAUCGUAUACUGCCUGGAAAGUCCAAAACAAAUCUGUUGGAGUCGUCAGUGAGUCUGAAAAACAAGAAUCCAGUUAUUUUGCAAACUUAAAGGACUUACAAAAGCUAUAUUUUAAAAAUAAUGAUAAGAAGUUAAUGAAAAAGGUUUGGCAAGAUCCAGUCUUGGCCCAGUUACUGAAAGCAAUUGUUAAUUUAAUUUAUGAUCCAAUGGUGAAACUUUUUAAUAUUGCAGACGUGGAUAAGGGCUUAAAGUUAUUUGAAAGAUUUAUGACAGAUUUGAUAAAAUUAGUGGAUAAGGUUGUGUUUGGAAGGUUAGGUACUUGUACUAAGUUUGAUGUAAUUUGCAGAAUUAAAAACUUGCUUGAUAAAUAUGAAGAUGAAUUUUUGUCAUUGUUAAAUCAUUUCUUAAAUAAUGAUAAAGAAAAUGUUAUCGAAGAAUAUAUAGCAUGGGUUACAUCCAUACUAAACUUCCUUGAUAACAAAAAUGAAGUUGGUAAAAAUAAUGUAUUAGAUAUUGAGAAAUCAAUUAAAGAGUCAGAUAUACUAACAGAGAAGUUAACAACUGAAAUUGACGAUAUAAUGAAAAAUAAAUUUGCCAAAAGAAAGAUUUUUAAUGAUAUUGUCAGCUGUUGGAAACGAAAGACAGUGAUACUGGCAGAAAACUCCAAACUUUCUGACCAAGAUGAAAUUCGCAGCAACAUGACUGCCAUCAAAGAAAUAGACAUUGAACUGGGAAAUUUGGAACUAUUGUUCAACGAACUGAUGGCACAACAUUUAGAUAGAACAGAGCUAAAUAGUUUUAGAGAACAAGUGUUUGUCCCUUUUAUUAAUGGUAAGUAUUUCGGAUGA